AUGGAGACCUUGGUAAGUGUUCAAGUAGGAAAUUCAAUAACUGACCCAAUUACAGUGAACUCGGGGCUAAGACAAGGCAAUUUUUUGUCAUCGAUUCUGUUCAAAGUGGUUUUGGAAAAGGUAAUUAGAGAAAUGAAAAUAGAACUUCAUGAAGAUACUAGACUACAAGACACGUUGAUAAGUUUACUUGGUUAUGCUGACGAUAUAGUAUUGAUGGAAGGGUUUCAAGAUAUGUUGAAGAUAUUAUUUAGUAGGCUGUAUAAAGCAGCAUCAAAAGUAGGGCUAUACGUAAACGAAGAAAGAAUGGAGUAUAUGUUUUUGAGUAGAUGGGGGCUACCAUUUUGUCAGUUCAUAAAAAUAGAUCACUAUGAAUUUAAAUACCUCGGUACUAUUUUGACUGAAAAAAUAAUGUAG
Messenger RNA from Cinara cedri, 414 nucleotides. The record is from the annotation of a GenBank genome assembly. NCBI's taxonomy places the organism in Eukaryota, Metazoa, Arthropoda, Insecta, Hemiptera, Aphididae.